CCCUCCCUUCCCCCCCACCUCGCGCGGAACUCCUGUCAGCAGCUGAACAGCAGCUGAAAACGCACCUCGCUGCUCCUUGCAACAUAGCCUAACUCCCGCGCGGCGUCCCCGGGGCGCUCCCUCUGGGCUGUUCGGGAGAAGGGCUGGAAGAUGUCUAACUCUAAAAAGAAGGAGAGGUAACUUGGGAGUCAUCAUCAUCCCCCUUUGAGAAGCCCUGGAUCCCAGUCCUCCAAUGCCUGGAGAAGUCCAGCUGCAUAGAGCAGCUCACCAGCUCCUGUGAUACUGCCCUCUUUUGCUUUGAACAUUUCACAGCUUGGGCCCAAAACAUUUUCCUCUGCUGCAGCUUGUGCCACGAAUGGCUACCCAGAGGAAGCAUUUUGUGAAAGAUUUCAACCCCUAUAUCACCUGUUGUAUCUGCAAAGGAUAUCUUAUCAAACCAACGACAGUAACUGAGUGCCUCCAUACUUUUUGUAAGAGUUGUAUUGUGCAGCACUUUGAAGACAGCAAUGACUGUCCUAGAUGUGGCAAUCAAGUGCACGAGACGAAUCCUUUAGAAAUGUUACGGCUGGAUAAUACAUUAGAGGAAAUUAUAUUUAAGUUGGUACCAGGACUUCGAGAACAAGAACUGCAGCAUGAGGCUGACUUCUGGAGGAAAAACAAACCUCAAGAAAAUGGAGAAGAAGGGAAUCCAAAAUCUGAACAUCCCAAAGAUGAGGAAGAUGGAGAUGAAAAUCAAGAAGAUAAAGACUAUCACAGGAGUGACCCUCAGAUUGCUAUCUGUUUGGAUUGCUUACGUAACAAUGGACAAUCUGGAGAUAAUGUAGUUAAAGGACUGAUGAAGAAAUUCAUCCGGUGUUCUACACGAGUGACUGUAGGAACUAUCAAGAAGUUUCUAAGCUUAAAAUUAAAGCUUCCAAGUUCUUACGAGUUGGAUGUACUAUGCAAUGGAGAAAUCAUGGGUAAGGAUCACACUAUGGAAUUCAUCUACAUGACAAGAUGGAGACUACGAGGCGAAAAUUUUCGGUGUCAGAACUGCUCAUCUUCGCAAGUCUGCUCACAGGAUGGCUCUUUUUAUCAGUCUUACCCCAUGGUACUGCAGUAUCGACCCAGAAUUGACUUCGGUUAGACCAAAGGGCCAGAUCCCACUGAGAUUAAUCCUGCACUAUGUUUACCCAUCGACAGAUUGCACAAUGAAUGGAUGUGCCUGGACUGGGGGGACGCAACCAGAAUUUCAGCAUGUAAAUAUGGACUUCUUACUCAACUGUAUCUUUCUCUUCCCCCCUCCCCACCCCAAUUAGAGCAAGUCAAGUGCCAUUCUGCUACUGAAAUAUCCAUAAGAUAUCUGUGGUAUCUAAGUCUGCAAAGUCAUAGGCAAAUUGUUCAAUGUAUAGUUAAGAGUCAGAAUCUCUGGAAUAGUUUGCUCUGCCUGUUAGAAAUUUUCCCUGGUCCAUAAUGUUGAUUACAUUAAUAGAGACGGCCAUGCGUUCCUUCACAUGUGGUGUCGCAGUUUUUUCACAUUAACUAUUUUACUGAAUAAUGUUGUUUAAAAGAAGUACUGUAUGAAAGGUUAAAGACUAUACCUUUGGAAAUAUUUUGUAUAUAAUAUGUUUAAAGAUGUGGUUAUUGUGCCACUACUUUUUUGUUUCUUGUUCAGUUUCUCAUAGGUCCAGUUAUAGUUCGCUAAUUAGUAUGCAGCAGUGUUUUUGAAGCAUCUAAAAAUUAGACUUUCCAGAGAAGUUAAACACAAUCAUUACUGAACUGAAAUUGUGUGUACAGGCACUCACAUAAUUUCUCAUAGCCUCCUUUCGCUAGAGCAUAUAACUUAACCUAGAGUUUUCAAUAUGAGGAGUAGCAAAUCAUGCACAUGCAGCAGGUAAGGUUAUUUGUCUUUUUUUAAAAAAAAAUCCACGGCAUAACAAAAAUAAGAUAUAUGCCUUAGGAAUAAAUGGGAACUGUCAUGUAAACUUACUCUAAAAAGUAUGUGCUGGGUGUCUUUGAAACAGUUACCCUUGCAAGCUUCCCUCUGAAUUUUUCCCCCCCUCUUAGUAACAAUCCAGCACAAAGGUAGACUGAAAUCAGUAGUGUUAAAUGUACUGGGACCACUGUGCUUACAUAAUCUUGUGUCAACCUACUCCAUAAAGGACAUCAUCAUAUGCAGAUAUCCACAUUCUUUGGUUAUCUGGAAUAUGAAAACUGUUGGGACACUUGGUUGCCAGAUCUGAAAGUGAAGUUGCUAAAUCUAUCUGACCAAAAUUAUUGGCUAUUUAGGGGAGUGGUGGAUAAUGCUAAAACAUUCAGGAUUGCCUUAGGUAUCACACAUACAUUCUUUUCAUUUGAAAUGUUGUCUUGCGGGUUUGGACAUCAUUACAGAGCUUGUAGUAUAUCAUAGGGUGUUUCCUGUCUUCCAUUACCUUUGCACAGUGAAAAGCCAAAUAAUGAAACCCAUUUAAUUAUUUGUAUAACUUUUAAUAAACCCAAGUACUUGCAGUGUAAAUUACAUACGAUGAGUAAUAAUGGAAUAAUUCACUUUAGGAAGCAUUGAUAGAAUAAUACUGAAAAUCUGGCUUCUUAAGCACAGAAGUUUAGACAAUGAACAGUUUUAGGCCAUUACUUCUAGAGGAGUAUUGCAUACCUGCCCCAACACCAAAUCCAGACUUGCUUCUCAGAACCCACAUAAAAGAGACAGAGGCUUUGACAAAAGGGAUCAACUAUUGUUCUGCCUCUCAACUACAACAGUAGGCCCCCGGCUGUCUAUGAGAUCAGUGCUGCCGGACAUGAUAAGGGGCGUCUGUUGCUGUCAGUAGUACUGGUGCUGUCAGUAGUACUGAUUUCAUGUUGGAUCUUGUUGGCACACUGCAGGAAUAUCACACCUAUAUCCACCUGCAUUCUUCCCACCCCUACAUCCGUUAUGCAAUUGAUUAGAUCUAAGUAGCUCCUUGGGUUCAGGAGGGAACUCUUGCCCACUCAUUGCAAGUUUUAGUUUUUCUUACCCUUUUCCUGCUCCGAUACCGUAUCAAAAAUUGCUUGAAAUU
Molecule: messenger RNA, 3032 nt
Organism: Gekko japonicus
Lineage: Eukaryota; Metazoa; Chordata; Lepidosauria; Squamata; Gekkonidae
Gene: PCGF5
Product: polycomb group ring finger 5
Exons: 10
Coding region: 356-1126 (256 amino acids)
Biological process (GO): regulation of transcription by RNA polymerase II
Cellular component (GO): PRC1 complex
Source: RefSeq, a predicted model, not a curated record